Messenger RNA from Polistes canadensis, 4666 nucleotides. RefSeq names its product cytohesin-1 (gene step). Gene Ontology annotation, biological process: regulation of ARF protein signal transduction. The coding region runs from base 1132 to 2442 and encodes 436 amino acids. Gene Ontology annotation, molecular function: guanyl-nucleotide exchange factor activity. Lineage: Eukaryota; Metazoa; Arthropoda; Insecta; Hymenoptera; Vespidae. The transcript has 6 exons. The record is from RefSeq and is a predicted model, not a curated record.
UCGGUUAAUGUAAUUGAUUAAUUAUUCUUUUUUGUUUUCUGGAAAAACGGUUCCUUUUUUUUUUUUAAAUUUACCGUGAAGCGAAACAUGGUGUAGUAAGAAAAAUAAAGUAUCGUGUGAAUUUUUUUUAUUUAUAAAACAAUAAUUUCUUUUUCUUAAAAUAACUCAUCAUCUCUGUGACGUAUGUUUAUUAUUGUCUGCAGUGUGAAAAUAAAUGAUUGAAAUAUUAUAAAAGUUUGUACAGUGAUUAUAUAUUGAAAAUACUAUGAGAAUGACUAACGUUUUGACGAGCAGUGUUGAUUUAGUGCGAAUAAGAAAUAAUUUAUCGCGAAAAACGAUCGAUUGUUUUGUAGCUCACAUCAACUCUUGGAGUUAAUUUUGACCAAUAGAAAAUAGCGCGGGAUCGAUGAUGAUUUUGAAUUUCACCCAUUUUCGUCUGGUAUAUAACUAAGUUGUUGCCGGCUGUUUCCUAGGUAUACCUUCGACUAGUUCGAAGUUAUAUUCCCAUAGGACCAUCACACCACACAUUCUACUACAUACAACCUCCACACACAUAUACAUUUAUAUAAAUCCAUAUAAAAGCGAUCGUAAUUCUCCGAAGUAAAUCCUUAACGACGCAGCAUUAGUUCGCAUUGAGACAGUUCUUUGUUGAAUUAGGAGAGAUAAGUUUUAAAGAAAAAGGAAGACAGAUAUUAUAUACUGUAACUCGGUCGUUCGAAAUCUCGUUGGAAAUCUUAAAAAAGGGGACUUGCGACCAACCAGAAGGAGUGAAGAAUUUCGAAGAAAAAGAAAGAAAAAAAAAACCGGAGAAAAUAAAAUCACGAUCGUUAGUUAAUUUUUUGUUUUUAUACGAGUAAUUAUGAUCACUGAAAUAUCAGAAAUUUAUCAAAAUCAUCCGACUUUUGAAUUAUCGAAGGUUUUAUGUGAACAUGAGAACCCAAGAAAAAAUUUGAAGAUCUCGAUCGUCGGAGAUUUUUCAAAUGAACAAUAAGUAAUCCGAAUUUUCACGAGGAUAGAGAUGAGAACGUGAAAAAUCUAACGUGAAGUUAGGUACGAUAAAUAAAAAGAAAAAAAGGAAAAUAAAAUAUAAAUAUAAAUAUAUAAAAUAAAGUUAUAGUUGAGACGUGAGGAAUGAUUUUCACCGGAAGAUCGGUUGACGCUCUCGACGAGGUACGCGGUAGUAGCGUCGUCGUCCAGAACGACGAGCGUCGCGACGUUAAAGCCGUCGCUAUAGCAGCCGGCUGGUUUUCCAGUUUGCGCAGACCCGGCAAGAGGAACAAGAGGUCCUGCCAAAAGCAGGCUAAGAGUGCUUGGGAUCUUACUACUUUAUCUACGCAAUUGAAAGAUGAACUUGGCGAGGUCGUGGCUGAGAUGGAGGCGAUGGAGGGCGGAGGUCUCGUUGCAAACGAGACGAAACCGACGAACAAGGCAAAACAGACGUCGAUCGGACGCAAAAAGUUCAACAUGGACCCGAAGAAGGGCAUCGAGUACCUGAUCGAGCACAACCUGUUAGCACCAACACCAGAGGAUGUUGCUCAGUUCCUUUACAAGGGCGAGGGCCUGAACAAGACAGCGAUCGGCGAUUAUCUUGGAGAACGUCACGAUUUCAACGAGCGCGUAUUACGUGCUUUCGUCGAACUUCAUGAUUUUACCGAUUUGAUAUUGGUCCAGGCAUUAAGACAAUUCCUCUGGUCCUUUCGUUUACCUGGCGAGGCACAAAAAAUAGAUCGGAUGAUGGAAUGUUUCGCACAGAGAUACUGUCAGCUAAAUCCAAAUAUAUUCACUAAUACCGACACCUGUUACGUUCUCAGCUUCGCCAUUAUCAUGUUGAACACGUCGCUUCAUAAUCCAAGCGUUAAGGAUAAGCCCAGCGUAGAACAGUUUAUAUCCAUGAAUCGUGGUAUCAACAAUGGCGGCGAUCUACCGCGAGAAUUACUCGUGAGUCUCUACGAAAGUAUAAAAACGGAACCAUUCAAGAUCCCGGAAGACGAUGGCAACGAUUUGAUGCACACCUUCUUUAACCCCGAUAAGGAAGGCUGGCUUUGGAAGCAAGCAGGUGGACGUUAUAAAAGCUGGAAAAGACGGUGGUUCAUUCUUAACGACAAUUGCCUAUAUUAUUUUGAAUAUACGACGGACAAGGAACCACGCGGGAUCAUUCCGUUAGAAAACAUACAAGUUAGAGAAGUACAAGAUCGACACAAACCUCACUGCUUUGAACUUUAUGCAGCUGGAUCAGAAUUUAUUAAAGCAUGUAAAACCGAUAGCGAAGGAAAGGUUGUCGAAGGCAAGCACACGGUGUACAGAAUGUCUGCAGCAACAGAUGAGGAGAAAGAUGAGUGGAUCAAAUGUGUACGGCAAAGUAUAUCACACAAUCCAUUUUACGACAUGCUAGCCGCAAGAAAGAAAAAGGCACAAAAGACAAACGUUUAUUCGAAAAGUUAAAUAAUGCUUAGAGAAUAGAGUUUCUAAAAAAAACUCGAUUGACAUGAAAGACUGUACUUGGAUCUCAAAGAUAACUUUGGAGAGAUUCUAGAACACGAUCAGAAAAAUAUCUGAUCGUUUAGAAGCAUCAGUAGGAUGUAUUACAACAGUGAACAAAAAUAAAACAGACAAGGUACUGAUACGUGUAUAUAAAUACGUAUAUACACAUAUAUACACAAAUAUAUAUAUAAAGACACUGAUCAAAAUAGUAAUUCGACGUAUUUGAAAAUGAAAAUGAAAAUGAAAAAAAAAAAAAACGAUGUUUCUCCAAAAGGAAGAAAAGAAGAGGAAUAGUUUGUCCGAAGAUUGGUCGAUUAUCGGCGGUUCCUUACCAUGAAGAGAUUUUCCUAAAGUAGCCUAUCAUGCUGCUAGCAACGACAACGACAACGAACAUCGACGUUGAAGUUAAUUAAACCGAGAAAUAAAAAGAGCUAUGAAUUACCUUAUUGUAUUCUUAUACUGAGUUUCUUUAUUUUCUUCUUUUUCAUUAUUUAAGGUGCAAAAGAAAAACUUCAUAUAAAUGUUUGACUUUUUCUUAUAAAAUUCAGUUGAAUACAAAAAGUAUGUAAAAAGUAGCAAUGGCUCUUGACUAAACAACUAAUCUCGACAAAAUCUAAAGUGGAAAAGAGUGAAAUCUUAUCUACUUUUCUGGCAGCUAUAAGAAGCAUUUAUUAUCAUCUGAACAAGGCUCUAAACGAUCGUUCAACAAGAGAAUAAGAAAAAACGAAAAAAAGAGAUAUAUGGAUAAAAAGAAGUAAAGAAAGAAGGAUGGAUAAAGAGAGACUAUGUAAAGGGUGUGAGAUUAUUUAUCUUGUAAAUGUCCUUCUUGUAAUAAUGUAUCACGUGUGUCAUCUCCAUUGAGAGCUGUGAGAACUUUGAUGAUUUGUCAUUAAAAAAUUGUCUACAGAAGGAUCAAGGCAUAUAUAUAUAUAUAUAUAUGCAUAUAUAUACGUGUAUAUGCGUAUAUAUACGUAAAACAAUAACAACAAGAACAGUAUCCUUGUUGAAAUUUGAAGAGAGACAAGAAAUAAAAAAAAAAAAUAUAUAUAUAUAUAUAUAUAUGUGUGUGUAGAAGUUUAAGGAGCGUGUAUAUCAAUGUGAUAGUUGUGUAUUUAUUUGAACAAAUGUGAAUAGAUAAGAGAACUUUAGCUAGCUUUAUAAGCGUUUCCAAUGAUGCGUCAUGAAACUUUCCUAGAAUCUAUAGACUGUACAUUAUUGUACAGUUAAUAAGUAUGGCAUAAUGGCCAAUUAUGACUUGAAAUUAGAAUGUUCUUCAUUUGGAUAUGAAAUACAAAAUUAUAUGAAUAUAUAUAAAUAAUAUUCAUAGAUGUGUAUGCAUACAUAAACGUUUAUAUGCAUCUGUGGAUAUCAUAUUGAGUAUGGAAGUUACAAAAUAUAUAUAUAGCAUUAUGAAGUUAUUUCCAUACUUAAUAUUUAAGGUAUAUAUAUAUAAUGUAUUGCAAUAUAGUAGUUAUAUAUAUAUUAUCGUUAAGUAGUAAAUUCGAUGCAAAUUGAAAAUUCAAAACGUCUGCAUACCCCGUUUUUACAACAAAUAAACAAACAAAAAUAAUAAUAAGAAGAAAAAAAAGAAGAUAGAACUUUUCUUGAAGAUUAAUAUCAUCACCAUCGUCAUCAUUGUUAUAUUAUCAUUAAUUAUUAUUUUUUUUUUAUUAUUAUUAUUACUAUUAUUAUUAUUAUUAUUAUUCAUAAUGUGUGCGUAAUUCGAAUCUUCAAUCAUCAUAAUUAUCAUUCGAAAGUUUUCUAAAUCAGAGUUUUGUGUAAUUGACAAAUCGCUUGUUUAAUUGAAAUCAAAGGAGGAGUAGAAUGACAUAUCGUUUAAAUUCGAAGAAUUUAAUUGAAUGCGCAAAUUGGAAUUUAUUUUGUAUUCUUAACAAGUGAAUCUAUCGAUUGGAGAAUGCAGGUGCCUUUAAAAUCUUUCCCCUCAAAGCUAGUCAUAUAUAACUACAGCGAUCAGCCAUAUUAUAGAGAAACGACGAUAUUACACACACAACAACAAGAAUAAAUAAAAAAAAAUUAGUAGUGAGAAAGAAAGAAAAAAAAAGAAAAAAGAGAGAGAGAGAGAGAAGUACCUUUUUUUGCUCUAUACAAGGAAAUAUUGGACAUCGAAGACGCCUUAUUACAAUACAUUUAAUUAAUAAACGAAGAAAUAUAAUUGCAGUAGAAU